AUGGCCGGAUCAGGGGCGUCGGCCAAGGCGAAAGGGGGUCUCCUCGCUGCGGAGGUCCCGGCGACGGCCCUGGCGAUACUGCGGGACUGGUGCAGGUGGAUGGGCGUGAACGCUCAGCGAUCUCUGCUCAUCCUGGGCAUCCCAGACGACUGCGAAGACCAGGAAUUCCAGGAGGCUGUGCGGGCUGCCCUGCGCUCCCUGGGCAGGGACCGAGUGCUGGGCAAGGGCUACAGAAAGGAGCUGGGGUCCAGGGGCCUGGUCGAGUGUGCUGACAAUUUCAACCAAGGUUGGAGUCCCCGACAAACACCAGGCAAGGGGGGGGCCUGGACUGUGGCCUGCCUGCCCCAGGCCCCUGAUGCUGAGCCACAGGACAGACCCACGCCUGCACAGCCCCAGAGACAAGCAGUGGUUGGCAGGGCAGGUGAGGCAGGAGCCCCAGGUGAGGAAAAAGGUGCACAUGAAGUACAAGCUGCAGAUGAGGAAGGGGCUGCAGGUGACUCAGGAGCUGCAGGUGAGACAGGAGCCUCAGGUAUGCAUGGAGCCUCAGGUGAGGAGAAAGCUGGAGGUGAGGCAGGAGCCCCAGGUGAGGAAGAAAGUGCACAUGAAGUAGGAGCUGCAGAUGAGGAAGGGGCUGCAGGUGAGGAGGGAGCUGCAGGUGAGGCAGGAACUGCAGGUGAGGAGGGAGCCUCAGGUGAGGCAGGGGCUGGAGGUGAGGAGGGAUCUGCAGGUGAGGAGGGAGCCGCAGGUGAGGCACGGGAUGGAGGUGAGGCAGGGGCUGUAGGUGAGGAGGGAGGUGCAGAUGAGGAGGGAGCUGCAGGUGAGGAGGGAGCCUCAGGUGCGGCAGGAACUGCAGGUGGGGAAGGAGCUGAGGGUCAAGCAGGAGCUGAAGGUGAAGCAGGAGUGUCAGAUGAGGAGGGAGCCGCAGCUCUGCAGUUUAAGGUGCCCCGGUUUCACUCGAAGUCUUUCCGCCUAGUUGCGAACACUGGCGCAGGGCGGGGCGAGGGCUCCCCCUUUCGAGGGCGGAUGGUGGGCCCCACGCUGCUAGGGCGCAGCCGCGAGUGGGCCGUGUGCAGCUCGGCGGGGCGGCGGGGGCGGGGAGCUUGUAUCCCGACAGCCCCUUUCCAGGGGCUCCCGGCCCAGUGUGCACCGCGCGAGCAGCGGCAUCUCCAGCAGGUACUGGUCGGGGCCCGGGGCACAGAGAGCGGUCCAAACCGCAUGGGAUUCCGCACAGUGACCCUUGCCAUCUCCCUUGGCGUCCCAGGGGUUGGUGGCUACAGGUUUCCCCUGGAAGCACGUCCAGUACACACAGAAGAGUCCUUGGGCUUUGAGGAGGAGUCCACGGCAAGCAGAGUAUUCGAUCAGUCCCUAGAGAGUGGGAGCGCCAUGGCUAUGCAUCUGUUGGAGGACUGGUGCAAGGGCAUGGACCUGGACCCCAGGAAGGCCCUGCUGAUCGUGGGCAUCCCUGUGGAGUGUAGUGAAGAGGAAAUUAAGGAGACCCUGAGGGCGGGCUUGCAGCCCCUGUGUGCCUACAGCGUGCGGGGUAGAAUGUUCAGAAGGGAGGACGACUCUAAGGCCGUUCUCAUCGAACUGGCUGACAAGGUCAACUACGCUCUGAUGCCCGAGCAGAUCCCGGGCAAGGGAGGUAGCUGGGAAGUGGUGGUGAAACCCCGUAGCCCAGAUGACGAGUUUAUCAACAGACUGAACUGCUUCCUGAAAGAUGAGGGCCGGAGAAUGGUAGAUGUGGUCAAAACCCUGGGGUAUGGCACUUACCCUGAGGACGUAAAGCCAGAAGUCUUGACACCAGUCCUGCAGCCUCUGAACGAAAGCAUGUGGUACCGAAAGCUGAAGGUGUUUUCGGGAAGCCCUUGCCCAGGCCCGGGCGAAGAGAACUUUGAAGCCUGGCUAGAGCAGGCGACGGAGCUGAUGAAGAUGUGGCAGGUGUCUGAGGCAGAGAAGCAGCGGCGUUUGCUGGAGAGCUUACGCGGCUCCGCCCUGUCCAUCGUGCGGGUGCUGCGGGCCAACAGUGACUCCCUGACUCUGGAGCAGUGCCUGGACGCCCUGAAGCAGAUCUUCGGGAAUAAAGAGGACUACAGAACCUCACAGUUUAAGUUCCUCCAGACCGUCCAGAAGCCUGGAGAGCACGUCUCUGCGUUUUUGCUACGGAUCGAGCCCCUGCUGCAGAAAGCUGUGCGGCACAGCCCCUUGUCAGUGAGAAGCACAGACGUGAUUCGCCUGAAACACGUCCUAGCUCGUGCCUCCAUGAACGCCGCCCUCCAGGGCAAGCUCAAGCUCCUGGAUCAGCGAGGGUGUGCGCCCACUUUCCUGGAGUUAGUGAAGCUCGUCCGAGAUGAGGAGGAGUGGGAGGCCACCGUGGCAGUGACCAGGGAGAAGCAGAGGCAAAUAGCAAGGGGCCACAGGGCCCCUGGCACCCAGCUACUGGCAGAAACCAGUGUCCCAGUGCGUCCGGUCAUGGUGCAGGCAGGGCUGUUUGGUGAGAGCAGCGCUCAGGCCGUCCAGGAAGGGGAUACCCUGUCACUGAAGCGCAGGCAGGUGCCCUGGUGGUUCGAGACGGGGGAGGAAGGCCACAGCCAGGCAGAGUGUCCUAGGGCCGAGAACCAACCGCCAACAAAGCAGAAGCCUCAGCCUGCGGCAGAAGAGUUGGGAAACGAGGUGGGGGCUGGGGCCGUGAGCCACCCCAAGCCCUGGGAAGCGUAG
Messenger RNA from Physeter macrocephalus (sperm whale), 2715 nucleotides. RefSeq names its product PNMA family member 5 (gene PNMA5). NCBI's taxonomy places the organism in Eukaryota, Metazoa, Chordata, Mammalia, Artiodactyla, Physeteridae. The record is from RefSeq and is a predicted model, not a curated record.